Molecule: messenger RNA, 1293 nt
Organism: Paraphaeosphaeria sporulosa
Lineage: Eukaryota; Fungi; Ascomycota; Dothideomycetes; Pleosporales; Didymosphaeriaceae
Exons: 2
Coding region: 1-1155 (384 amino acids)
Source: RefSeq, a predicted model, not a curated record
AUGUACUGCCGUAACAGCCUCCUUCUGGCGUUCCUGGCACUUCUUGCUACUACACUCGCAUGCACAAAAGACGACGACUGUAGCCUCAACGGCAUCUGCAAGACUAACACCACCACCACAAUCUGCCACUGCGACCCAGGCUGGACCGGUCCCGACUGCGGUCGUCUCGACCUCGCUCCCGCAACCCGAUGGACGGGCUACAACCACACGAACUAUACCGACCCCGCCUACUACGGCGCCUACGGUAACUCUUCUUGGGGCGGCCGCAUCAUCCAAGACCGCGACGACCCCAAACUGUUCCACCUCCUCGUCGAUCAAUUCAGUCACGGGUGCGGCCUCGGCGGGUGGCGCCCGACGAGCUUCAUCGUGCGGGCGGAAUCAAGAAGCGGGCCGCAAGGGCCGUAUAAAUGGGUGCAGAAUGUAACGAGCAGUUUCCGGCAUAAUGCAGAUGUGCUGUGGAGUCCAGCCGAUCGGAAGUAUCUCCUCUGGGCGAUCGGGGCGGCCGUGGAAGAUCCAAAGACGUGCAAAUCGAUCCCCGGCUCCCAAUUUCCAAACAACGUCUCCGUCUCCUCGGCGUCCUCCAUCCGCGGCCCCUGGACCCCCUUCCACAUCACAAUAAACGGAACCAAUCCCGCUCCCUGGCCGCUCUAUUCUCCCGCCAACAAGACAUCGCAGAUUGCGCUCGCGGUCGAGGAUUUUAAGAUUUUCACCGCGCCUGACUGGAAUGGGGCGUUUACGCGCGUGAAUGAAGAUGUAGCGUGGAACACGACGGAUUACAGUCCCACCUGGACCGAGGAUCCAUUCAUUUGGCGCGACAAGCGCGGGAACUGGCACGCGCUUGCGCACUGGAUGAUUGAUAUUGUGGAAAAGAACGGAACCAAGUAUCCUCGGGUGGGUGCGCACAUGUUCUCGCGACGACUAGAGAGCGGGUGGACGUUCAAGGUGCAGGAGGCGUUUAGUUCGACGGUGGAGUUCACGGAUGGCGCGGUGGAGACGUUCAAUAGGAGGGAGCGGUCCAAGAUCUUCUUUGAUGAGGAUAUGAGACCGUUGUAUUUGGUGAGCGGGGUGCAGGCCAUGGGUGUGAAGAGCAGUUUUACGUUGGUGCAGCCGAUUGGGAAGAGGUGGAGGGAGUAUGAGAAAGAGCUUGGAUUUUAAAUUAUGGGGGCAGCGGGCCCGUGGUAGUCUAGGUAUGUUACUGGAAAAACUGAUACGUGCAACGAAGAAAGCAUGCAUUGAAAAGAAAUGGCCAGACCCAUAGGCAUAUAUGCAAGCCAUCACAGAUGCCACGACGCU